AUGGCAGCGUACUUCUUCGCAGUGGCAUCUUUCUGCUCCAUUGUCACCAUUGCCGUUGACAGACUCCUCGCUGUUUCACUGCACCUCCGUUAUCGUGAGUUUGUGACAAUGAAGCGUGUUCUCAUCGUUUUGUUUAUGCUAUGGUCGACCAGCGGGUUAAUGGCAUUGGUUUACAUCUUGCUACCAAACUACAAUGACAUCGUAGCUGUGGUACUGGAGGUUUUGGGGCUCCUUGUGACAAGUGUUGCCUACUUUCAGAUCUUCAAAGUUGCCCGGUAUCAUCAAAAUCAAAUAGAAGCACAAUGUCAAAUUACGACAGAUCUGGAAAAAAUGAGAGUGGGACGGGUUAAAAGGUCGGCGUAUAAUGCAUUUUAUGUUUAUGCUGUUUUUGUCACAUGUUAUUUACCUAAUAUAUUUUGCGGGAUAUUGUUAGUGACCUCUGAAUCCAGUAUGUCACUUAUAACAGCUUUUUAUGUCACAAUUUUGCUGAUCUAUCUCAACUCUUCAGUGAAUCUUGUGGUCUAUUGCUGGCGAUAUCGCGAGAUUCGGGAAACUGUGAAAAAGAUUUUCACUAAGGCAUGCAAAAGAAAUAGAAAUGGAACAAUCGAUUUGACGAACUUGACAAUUCAAGAACCGAGAACAAGCUGGUUUCAAAGAAGUGAAGUGUAA
Pocillopora verrucosa is the source of this 669-nucleotide messenger RNA. The record is from RefSeq and is a predicted model, not a curated record. NCBI's taxonomy places the organism in Eukaryota, Metazoa, Cnidaria, Anthozoa, Scleractinia, Pocilloporidae.